Messenger RNA from Rana temporaria (common frog), 2742 nucleotides. Its product is annotated as ras and EF-hand domain-containing protein-like. Bases 63 to 2066 code for a protein of 667 amino acids. The record is from RefSeq and is a predicted model, not a curated record. The transcript is spliced from 17 exons. Gene Ontology annotation, molecular function: GTPase activity; calcium ion binding; GTP binding. NCBI's taxonomy places the organism in Eukaryota, Metazoa, Chordata, Amphibia, Anura, Ranidae.
GCAGUGCUCUCCCUCCCAUGUUGACCACCUAGAAGGACUCUUCCAGAACCCCCCUGGAGGUGAUGGGCUCAGCACCCGACCUCUCCCAGCUCCGGAGCCUGUUUGCCGCCUGUGACGUGAAUGGCUCCGGAUUGGUGGAGUUGGAGGACUUUGGGACGGUGUGCCGGGAUCUGGGGGUGCAGCCCAGCCUGGUCCGGCCGCUGUUCCGCAGGCUGGAUGUGGAUCGGGACGGGAUCAUCGACUUCCAGGACUUUGCCGCCCGCUUUGAGGAGGUCUCCGAAGCUCUCAACCUAUCAGCUUUCCCAUCCGCCGAGCCGCCCCCCGCCUGGGAGGAGCUGGAGAGGAGGCUGGGGGGAGAGACUCAGCACCUGGCCAGUGAUACCAGAGAACAACUGUGGGACUUCUACCAGGAAAUCCAGGGGGUCCCGGUGCCCGGGCUGCUUCGCCAAUAUGAAAAGCUGAUAGAAAACAUGUCCUAUGAUUUCCGCACUCAGCGACUGAACACUGAAAAACUCGAAUCUGUCCUCAAAAGGACUGAGGAGACGACAGCCAUGCAAAUGGCAGAACUUGAAGACGAUUUACAGCACCAUAUGGCUAAAGUUGAAAAUCAAAUGCGUGGACAGGAACAGCAAAGACUUGAAGUUGCUAUUCAGGAGUUACAAAGGAAGCAUGAAACCGAAACGUCAGACCUGCAGGCCAGGAUUGACCGGAUGGCAAAGACCAAAGAUGAGAAGAAGGCUCAAGAAACUAAAGAAGAAAGUGCGAAGCUGAAAACCCAAAUCUUUGACCUUUCCCAGGAGAAUGAGCUCUUGAAGAUGAACCUACUAGAAACGCAAACCAGCAUCUCCCUUCUACAGACUGAAUUGGACAGGUUGAAGAACGACUUUUCUGAUCAGCAGGAGCACCAUGAAAGGGAGAAGGAUCUGCUGAAAACAAUGAUAGAUGAAAGCAGAGGAUACACUAGCCAAAUUCAGAUACUAAACGAGGCCAACAAGUCCCUGUAUGACAGUAAUGACUGCAUGCGGUCAGCUUUAUCAAACCUUGAAAAUGAGCGCAGACGGCAUUCCUCUCCAAACCCACAAAAAGAACCACCUGUGAUUACCUACAGCAGCUAUGGAGGAGACGACGACCCAUAUCACAGAUUUUCUGAUGUAGCCUCAUGGGCCAAUAAAUGUAGGGACAGCGGAGUAUCCCUUCCUCGCAGUCUUGGAUAUAGCGAUGCGGAUAGCUACGGCAGUGACAUUGGAAGUGACCAAAGUCAGAGCUCUGAGGAGGCCUGGGAAGGAAGUGCCUCCUGUGUGAUCUCAGAAGUGGAGACUGUAGAAGCCAGAUCAGAAAUGGAUGGAAGAACUAAGUGGACCCCAUCUCGGCCUCUAAGCCGCAAUGGUUCUACCGCCUCUUCAAAAAGGCGACUUCCCGCGUUUACACCCAAAAAAGAAGGUCUGACAUUAGAAGAUGGUUCUCAAUCCCCAAGUCCCAUUUAUCGUCUCGUUCUGGCUGGGGACGCAGGUUCUGGCAAAUCCAGUUUCCUUUUAAGACUGUGUCUAAAUGAGUUCAGAGGAGACAUUCCCACCACGUUAGGAGUCGACUUUCAAAUGAAGAAACUUCUAGUGGAUGGGCAGUAUACAAUGCUGCAGAUCUGGGACACAGCUGGCCAGGAAAGGUUCCGCAGUAUAGCGAAGUCUUACUUCCGGAAAGCACACGGGGUGCUGCUGAUGUAUGACGUCACAUCAGAAAUGAGUUUCCUCAAUGUGCGUCAGUGGAUCGAUGAGAUCAAGAAUUCCUGUGACAAGUCGAUCCCUAUGAUGCUGAUUGGCAAUAAGACUGACCUGAGGAUAGAAGGUAAUGAAUCGAGGGUAAUCCACACCUCCAUGGGGGAGAAGCUAGCGAUGGCCUAUGGCUCCCUCUUCUGUGAGACGAGUGCAAGGGAUGGAACCAAUGUAGUGGAAGCCGUUCUCCAUCUGGCCAGAGAAGUGAAGAAAUCGGUGGAUCCUGUGGAAAAAAACACGGAAGCGGUGACUAAACUCAGUAUUCCAGACAAGAAAUCUAGUUGCUGCAAGAUCUGAAUAUUUCAUUCCAAGACAUAGAAACAUGAAGGAACAUAUCACUGUGAUGGUUUGCACAGCACUAUUCCCUAAUUUAAGGUUUUUAAGCUUUUAAACAUGAACAAAACCACUCUUUGUCAAGAAGGAAAAUAAAUGAACUCUCAGACGAACAAAGACUUUUUUUAUGCAUUGCUAUACAUCUUCAUUGGACAUCCAGUAGACACUUUCAAGCCGUUAUAAUCGUACAGUUCAGAGUGCAUUGAUCAUGGGGGUAGCAUAAAGGGUUGCAGGGGUCACAAUGGCAACCCUGCCCCUAGCUCCAGGGGGCCCCUGCAGCCUCCCUGUCAUAUUAUCAUAUCCUCCACCAAGUCCAGCUCUGAUUUGCCCUAGGGCCCCACAGCCACGCUCCGGUACUGGGCUUCCACUUUGCUUUUCACAGUCCGCACCUCUCUGUUCUCAUUGGCUGGGGAAAAGCUGUGAGCCAUUUCCUGAAUGGAGGGAAGCACGAGGUGAGAACAGCCCAGGAUGGGGGAUGGUAGCGGGGGGCCAGGUCAACUUUUGCAUCGGGGGCCCACAAUCUUCAAGCUAUGCCCCUGGCAUUGAUGGUGUGCAUAGUGCAGUCACCCACAAAGAGCAAUCAGAUUUUAGUUUACUAAAGUCAGAUAAGCGAUAAAAAUAAAGGUUGUUUUGAGCAGCA